GUCACACAUCCUAGGUUUGGCAUUUGUAGAGGAGUAGGGAGUGUUGGGAAAGUCUUUUUCAUCCACACCCAACACUUAAUUCCUGAGUUCUAGACAAGUCAGGUCAGAAAUCCCCGGGCAGGAGGAUACGACGGAAGCUGAGGAGUGAAGUUUGGUGAUUGUCUUGCAGCCAUGUCCUAUCCCAGUGCCCCUCCGCCGUACAAUGAUCGAGACCCAUUAAAUCAUCCUGGUGGAUACCCUCAACCUGGUGGAUACCCUCAACCUGGUGCAUAUCCUCCUAGUGGUUACCCACAGCCAGGAGGCUAUCCUCCCCCAUAUGGACCGCCUGGUGAUUUCUACGGACAGCCUCAACCUGGCGGGUACCCUCAGCCUGGGGGAUAUCCAGAACCUGGACGUAAUGAGCCUCCCAAGCCGGUGAUGCCAAUGCUUCCGAAUAUCCCACUCAACCCAGGCGAUUCCAGUAUAUACAACACAACUGACGGGGAAGGGCAGUUUGGUUCCUGGGAUGACAAAGCCGUACGUCACGCGUUCCUCCGCAAGGUAUACUCCAUCAUUGCGCUGCAGUUACUGGUCACGGUGGGAAUUGUCGCCAUCUUCACCUACGUGGAGCCCUUGUACAUGUUUGUAAGAAGGAAUCCGGCUGUUUACUAUGUAUCCUAUGCUGUGUUCUUUGUUACAUACAUGGUUCUUGCCUGCUGUCAGGGGCCAAGGAGACGCUUCCCAUGGAACGUGAUUCUUCUGAGCUUAUUUACGCUCGCCAUGUCUUUUAUGGCUGGUACAAUUGCAAGUUUCUACAGCUCAAAGGCCGUGCUGAUCAGCCUGGGAAUCACGGCCAUCGUCACCAUCGCUGUGACCGUCUUCUGUUUCCAGACUAAGGUGGACUUCACUUCCUGCGCUGGACUCUUCUCUGUGCUGGGAAUCGUCCUCUUCAUCACGGGCAUCGUGACCGCCAUCGUCCUGGCAUUUAAAUACAUAUACUGGCUACAUAUGCUGUACGCUGCUAUCGGGGCCGUCGUCUUCACUCUGUUCCUGGCCUAUGAUACCCAACUGGUGAUCGGAAAUCGGAAGCACACUAUCCACCCGGAGGAGUACGUGUACGGCGCCAUGAAGAUCUACACCGACAUCGUCUACAUCUUCCUUAACCUGCUGCAGAUUGUGGGGAGCAGGACGUAGAAGGACCCCCCCCCCGAUCCUCCCGCCUCGGAGUGGUCACCGCUAGGGAUGAGCGAAUCGACUUUGGAUGAAACAUCCGAAGUCGAUUCGCAUAAAACUUUGUUCUAAUACUGUACGGAGCAGGAGCUCAGUACAGUAUUAGAAUGUAUUGGCUCCACUUGGAAACA
Bufo gargarizans (Asiatic toad) is the source of this 1340-nucleotide messenger RNA. RefSeq names its product transmembrane BAX inhibitor motif containing 1 (gene TMBIM1). Gene Ontology annotation, cellular component: Golgi apparatus; membrane; endoplasmic reticulum. The record is from RefSeq and is a predicted model, not a curated record. NCBI's taxonomy places the organism in Eukaryota, Metazoa, Chordata, Amphibia, Anura, Bufonidae. Gene Ontology annotation, biological process: negative regulation of apoptotic signaling pathway. The transcript has 12 exons. The coding region runs from base 172 to 1173 and encodes 333 amino acids.